Molecule: messenger RNA, 1344 nt
Organism: Stylophora pistillata
Lineage: Eukaryota; Metazoa; Cnidaria; Anthozoa; Scleractinia; Pocilloporidae
Product: kin of IRRE-like protein 2
Source: RefSeq, a predicted model, not a curated record
CUCCAGUGAAGAUAACUGAUCAAGUAAGAGGUGACCAAGUAGUAACUGAAGGGGGAGACCUCCACUUGUUUUGUAAAGUAACUGGUAGGCCAGCACCAAGUAUUACCUGGACCAAAGUCCCUACUGGUGUUAGCACUGAAAUAAAGCACUAUGGACCCACUUGGGAUUUUACAAACGUCAGUGUUGCUGAUUCUGGAACAUACAGCUGCGUAGCUGAUAAUAAAGUCGAGGAUCCUGUUAGAGGGCAAGCAGUUAAAGUGAUUGUUUUUGCUCAUGUCAGUAUUUCUGCUACUCAUGAUGAGUACAUUGUCGUAGUAGGAGAAAGCGUCACCCUUAACUGUAAAGCAAAAGGAAAUCCCCUGCCUUCCUAUACUUGGACUCCAUGCGGUCAAGAUCAAGUUUGUAACAAGAACACAUUUGUUAUUCCACAAGUCAGCAAAGAUGCCAACUAUACCUGCGAAGCAGCAAAUGAGUAUUCCAAUGAUUCAAAAAGUUACAGAGUUUUUAUUGGAGGAAGUUUGAUUAAUGUGACCCUAUUUAGUGAAAGUGAAAGUUGUGCGAAUGGAGGAUAUGACUUGGCCUCGUUACUGAAGAGACUUAGUGAAAUGAUGAACAAGGUUUUCGCCGGGACACCCAGCUACGAAAGUGUGUAUUUGAUAGAUUUCAGGUGUGGAAGUGUUAUUGUUGACCUGGCGCUGAAGUUCACCAUCCCGACAAAGGAACAAGCUGUUAUUACAAUACUCCGUAAUGCAGCGGUAGUUGGACGCCUUGAAGACUUCAGUGUCAGAGGUUUCAAUGAAAAUGCAGUGGGCCCAACAACACCCAGCAGUUCCCUUGACGAAUCGUCAGAGCUGCAAAACGAGACAAAAGCAGUUACCAUAUGGAUCAUUGUUGGUGCAGUAUUUGGGUCCGUUGCUGCACUAGCUGCUGCUGGAAUAUUAGUGUGGUGGGCCUGCAGGAAAAGACGACUAAACAGAAAGGGUACUGAAGGGGCGGCGAUUAGAGGAAGUACAAAUAGAAAAUCAAGUAAUGAAAGAAGAGGAAAUACGAAUAUUGCAAUCGAAUUGCCCAAACCUUCUCAAAGCCAUUAUAUGGCACUGGAUGACAGAAGCCGUUCACAAGCGAUUGCAAAUACCAUACAGAAUAACAGUCCACACAGGGCUGAACAAAUUAGUGAGUACACUUCUCUUAAUGCAUACACAUGCCCCUGGGAGAUUUCUAGAGAACAUGUGAUGAUAAAGCAGAUCGUUGGAAAAGGUGCUUUUGGUCAGGUUGCUAAGGCAACAGCUGUAGGACUACAAGGAAGACCUAAGAAGGCUCUCGUAGCUGAUAAAAUGUUAAAAG